AGUUUUCUACAGAUAUUGAUGAAUGCGCACUACAAAAUUACUGCAAUGGGACAUGUCAAAAUUCUUUUGGAAACUUCACAUGCUCAACUUGCCCACAUAGACAAGAGUUUGAUCCGAUAAAAAGGCAGUGUGUUACAUCAGCGAAGCAACACAAUAUUAUUUUGGGUAUUGCAACUGGAACUGGAUGUGGCCUUGGAUCCAUAAUUAUUGCAGUCUGUGUAGUUGUAUUUGCCAACAAGUGGAAGAAAGGCAUCCAGAAGAGAAUCCGACAAGCACACUUCAAGAAAAAUCAAGGCCUACUCUUGCAGCAGUUGAUAUCAGAUGAAAGCGCCACAAACAAAACAACGAUAUUCUCCUUAGAGGAACUAGAGAAGGCAACCAACAACUUUGAGGCCACUCGUGUUCUUGGUCGUGGAGGACACGGUACAGUUUACAAAGGGAUUCUAUCUGACCAACGGGUGGUGGCUAUUAAAAAAUCCAAAAUUGUGGAGCAGACUGAGAUAGACCAGUUUAUCAAUGAGGUUGCUAUCUUAUCUCAAAUCAUUCACCGCAAUGUGGUAAAGCUAUUUGGUUGUUGCCUCGAAUCUGAGGUGCCUUUGCUGGUGUACGAGUUUAUAUCUAAUGGUACAUUGCAUGACCUUCUUCACAUUGAUGUUACUGCCAAAUGUGUGCUGUCAUGGGAUGAUCGCAUUAGGAUUGCUGUAGAAGCAGCAGGGGCACUUGCUUAUCUACACUCGGCUGCUGCAAUACCGAUUUUCCAUAGAGACGUAAAAUCGUCUAACAUACUAAUGGAUAGCAGCUUCGCUACGAAGGUUUCUGACUUUGGUGCUUCAAGGUCUCUUUCCCUCGAUGAGACUCAUGUGGUGACUAUUGUCCAAGGAACAUUUGGUUACCUAGAUCCAGAGUAUUACCAUACCGGGCAGCUAACUGAAAAGAGUGAUGUCUAUAGUUUUGGAGUAAUACUUGUGGAACUUUUGACAAGAAGAAAGCCAAUUUUUAUCAAUGAUCUUGGUGGAAAACAAAACUUGUCCCAUUAUUUCGUGGAAGGAUUGCAACAGGGAGCAAUCAUGGAAAUAAUGGAUCCUCAGGUUGUCAACGAGGCAAACCCGGAAGAGAUUGAUGAUAUUUUCUCACUUGCGGAAGCAUGCCUGAGACUCAAAGGAAGAGAUAGACCUACUAUGAAAGAAGUAGAUAUGAGGUUGCAAUUCCUGAGAACUAAGAGGCCAAGAAAAUGCGAGAUUCUCCCAGCUAGUGAUGAGGAGAUUGAGCCUUUUUUAUGCCCAAAGGUUGGUAAUUCUGAUGCACCAAUGAAUGCUAUCAAUGCUGGUAAUUCAACAUCAAAAGGCACCUCCAGUUGCUACAGUCUCGAGCAAGAACUCUCAUCGUCGGUCACUUGGCCACGCUAACUACAUAUGUGCAAUACUACAAUCGCAUCCUUCCUAGUAUUCAUUUGAAUUACCAUUUAUUUUCUAUGGAUUUAUAUUAAGUUACAUAUAGUUCACAUUAGAAAAGAUUAUGUAAUGUAGUUUAGCUUCUGUAUAUUUGCAAAAUUUAUUUGUAGCUCAUGUCAGUUGUGUACAAUUGCAUUGCAAUUAUUUGCAAUGAAUAUGCCUGCAAUGAAUAACUUAAGGUA
Messenger RNA from Triticum dicoccoides, 1633 nucleotides. Its product is annotated as wall-associated receptor kinase 5-like. The annotation marks the transcript as partial. Gene Ontology annotation, biological process: cell surface receptor signaling pathway; protein phosphorylation. The transcript is spliced from 2 exons. Gene Ontology annotation, molecular function: ATP binding; protein serine/threonine kinase activity; calcium ion binding. NCBI's taxonomy places the organism in Eukaryota, Viridiplantae, Streptophyta, Magnoliopsida, Poales, Poaceae. Gene Ontology annotation, cellular component: plasma membrane. The record is from RefSeq and is a predicted model, not a curated record.